CGGAGAUUUGAUAUUGCUAUUAUUGGCGGUGGGAUUGUAGGCUCAGCAUUGGCCUAUUUCUUGUCUUCUUCUAAUGAUGGAAAUAAAGUGACCGUCAUUGAUCGUUCCUUCUCAACAAUACAAGGAUCAACUGGCGCAGCGCCGGGAUUCGUCGGUCAACUCAAUGAAUCCGAAGUCUUGACUCGCCUUGCUAUUGAUAGUGUCAAGGAAUAUCUAAACAUUCCCGGGGGAUUUGACACAGUUGGAGGUCUUGAAAUUGCGGCCAGUCCCGAGGCAGUCGAAAAGCUCAAGUAUAGGCUCGAAUUGGCAAAGAAAGUCGGCCUCUCCGCAGAAUUAAUCACUCCUGAACUAGCAGCACGCAUGGCACCUGAUUUGGUUAAGGAAGACAACCUACUAGCCCUGCACUUUGCAGGAGAUGGCACUGCAAGCGCUUCAACGAUUGCCGCUUUCUAUCGGGAAGAAGCAAGCAAAAACGGUGCAGAGCUGAUCGAAGCAAAUGUAACAGAAAUCUGCCAGCUAGAUCGCAAUAUAAGUGGUGUUAUGACAUCCUCUGGGUUUAUUCAGGCAAAGGAGGUUAUCAUUGCUACCGGUGCCUGGGCUAUGCAACUCUGCAAUCUUGAUGUACCAGUCCCGGUUAUACCGGUCGCGCAUCCAUAUAUGUAUGGGGAAUAUCAUGAGCCAAAUCCGCAAAAGUAUCCUUUUGUUCGAUGGCCAGAAUAUCUCGUUUAUUCCCGUGAUCAUGGUCCCUUCUAUGGUUUAGGCUCUUACAACCACAAGCCUCUUUAUCAGAAGCCAGGGGAAACUGCCAUUGGCGACUGGGCCGGGCACUUUGAUAUAACCCUUAACCGCGCAUUGUCUCUUAUCCCCGAGAAGACAAAGUUGGUACCUAGAGAGAAAUUUAACGGCAUUUUCUCCAUGACCCCAGACAAUAUGCCACUAGUAGGAAAGGUUUCAUCGGUCAAUGGUCUUUACAUGGCAGCUGCGGUUUGGAUCACUCAUGCGGCUGGAUCAGCCAAGUUCUUGAUUCAAAUUAUGAAAGGAGAGACAGUGGAUGUGGCCACACAAAGGGCCCUCGACCCAAAUAGAUUCAAGGGACGCGAUAUGGAGACUUUGAUAAAGCAGGCUUUAGAUGGUUACAACCACAUCUACAAAACACAGGAGAAUUCAGAGUAGACAUUGUCAUCUCCUGAACCGAGUACAAUUAUCUUUAGCCACAAAUAUUUCGGGAUUGUCGCCUAUUGUCGUGUGAUUUCAGAUAUAUUCUCG
Talaromyces proteolyticus is the source of this 1266-nucleotide messenger RNA. Its product is annotated as FAD dependent oxidoreductase. NCBI's taxonomy places the organism in Eukaryota, Fungi, Ascomycota, Eurotiomycetes, Eurotiales, Trichocomaceae. Bases 361 to 1173 code for a protein of 270 amino acids. The transcript has a single exon. The record is from RefSeq and is a predicted model, not a curated record. Gene Ontology annotation, molecular function: oxidoreductase activity. Gene Ontology annotation, cellular component: cytoplasm.